Rhagoletis zephyria (snowberry fruit fly) is the source of this 899-nucleotide messenger RNA. RefSeq lists its product as uncharacterized. The record is from RefSeq and is a predicted model, not a curated record. Lineage: Eukaryota; Metazoa; Arthropoda; Insecta; Diptera; Tephritidae.
AUGUUUUUAAAAAAAUUAACAAAAUGCGAGCGCGAGACGCUAAGGGCACAACGGCUCGAAACGCAACUGAUAACAGCACGCGCAAGAGCAGAUAAAAGCUUCACUUAUGUCGUAAAUCCACCAGAAAUUCCACGCGUAGCCUUCGGCUCCGGCAUGGAGCGUAUUACCCUACCGAUUUCAGGGUCUGGUCUAUCACCAUUUAUGCGUAAAAUACAAGGCGAAGUGCGCGAUUUUCCUGGCCCAUUUGAAUAUUACAACACCAAGGGACUGGAUAAAAAAUAUCCUUCAACUCUCGGCUUUUCUUCUUUUGCAAGCAGACUACCACGCCUACCGCCCACUGAAGUAUCGCGAAGCCCGUUCGCAUACAACGUUGUGCCAAAGAAGAAACUCAAACAAGUGGCGUGUCCAUUCAAUGUGGGUACCAAGAGAGAUGAUCUAAAGAAACUGCUAACACCAAGCCCAGCCGAUUACGCAUCUAUCAAACCCAAACCCAGCAUGAAGAUAUGCUCUGCUUUCGGUUCUAAACGCAUCAUUUGGCCUGCAGUUGCGAUUAUUUGCACGCCAAUGAACACAGCAAAAUGUUCGAAGUGCAAUAAGACACCCAUUGGCGAUUAUUAUCAUCAAUUUCAAUUGAAUUUGGAUAUGUGUCGACGUUGCAUGAAUAAGCAGUUGAAUAUGCUGAAGCGAUGUUCGACGAAUGCUACAAUGCGCAAAUACAAGCUUAAGGAAUUGAAGGAAUUCAAACCUGCUCGUUAUUGUGGUUUCUAUCACGAUCACCGGACCAAAGAUAAGGCGUUGCCGCUCAUCUCUAGAGCAGAAUUGCGUAAGAAAAUCGAGCUGGAAAACUAUUUAUAUGGAUACCAGCCGGUGUGGGGUAAACGUUGUCUUUAUACAAAAAA